GUGGAGGAAAGUGUAUAAAGUAUCUAAAAGAACAACAAGAAAAGCUUUAAAGGACCUCCAAGUUUUGCACUGAGAAAGCUCACCUGUUCCACACCUUUGGGCUUUGUGUAACUGUGUGUGUGUGUGUGUGUAACUGCUAGUGCAGAUUUCCAGUAGCACCUCAGGAUUUCUUCUGAGCGCGCGAUGAAGUGCAGGGCGUCGCAGAGGAGCGUGCGGGUGAUGAGCGUCGUUCAUUGGGCUGUGAUGCUGGGAUUGAUCCAGUGCGGCGCGCUCGGCGCGCGGAGGUUCCGCGGAGGUCGAAACCCGCAGCCACGACGCGUGCUCCCCUCCGCGCAGUCCCGCGACCGCGCCGAAACCACCGAGAGCUUCUCACUGGAUUUCACAGCCGUGGAAGAAAACAUGGACAACUUCAUGACUCAGGUGAAGAACCUCGCGCAGUCUCUGUACCCGUGCUCGGCGCAGAAGCUCGACUACGACAUGAAGUUACAUUUCCUGGAGAAUACAUCAGUCACCUGUAACGACGGGACCCCAGCAGGGUACUACUUGAAGGAGUCCAAAGGAAGCAGAAGGUGGUUAAUAUUUCUGGAGGGAGGCUGGUACUGCUUCAACAAGGAGAACUGUGACAGCAGAUACGAGACCAUGAGGAGGCUCAUGAGCUCCUCCAAAUGGCCACAAACCAAGACAGGCACAGGAAUACUGUCUUCACUUCCAGAGGAAAACCCACACUGGUGGAAUGCCAACAUGGUGUUCAUCCCAUACUGCUCAAGUGAUGUAUGGAGUGGGGCCACACCAAAAACUGAUCAAAAUGACUAUGCGUUCAUGGGUUCACUGAUCAUAAAGGAAGUGGUGAAGGACCUGCUCACCAAGGGUCUGGACAAUGCCAAGAUACUGCUGUUAGCGGGAAGCAGCGCGGGCGGCACUGGGGUGUUGCUGAACGUGGACGCAGUAUCUGAGCUCCUGGAGGAGUUGGGUCACACAAACAUCCAGGUCAGGGGUCUGGCUGAUUCGGGCUGGUUCUUGGACAACAAACAAUACCGCUGCACUGACUGUGUGGACACCAUCAACUGUGCACCCACAGAGGUCAUCAAGAGAGGAAUCAAAUACUGGGGUGGUGUUGUACCGGAGCGAUGCCGACAGGCUUAUGAAGGAAAAGAAUGGAACUGCUUCUUUGGGUAUAAAGUUUAUCCUACCAUUAAACGUCCAGUGUUUAUAGUGCAGUGGCUGUUUGAUGAAGCCCAGCUAACGGUGGACAACAUUCAUCUGACGGGUCAGCCCGUUCAAGAGGGCCAGUGGCGUUAUAUCCAGAAUCUGGGGACGGAGCUGAGGAACACUCUGAAGGACGUCCCUGCCAUGUUUGCUCCAGCUUGCCUUUCGCACGAAUUCAUAACAAGAAAUUUCUGGACCGACGUUCAAGUCAAGGGCACGUCUUUACCCAGAGCGCUCCACUGCUGGGAUCGCAGUCUACAGGACAACAGCAGAAAUAACAAAUCCCCUCCCAAAGGCUGUCCCAUGCACUUGAUUGACAGCUGUCCAUGGCCUCACUGCAACCCGACGUGCCCAACAAUCCGAGACCAGUCGACGGGACAGGAGAUGAACGUUAUCCAGUUCCUCAUGCACAUGGGCUUCGACGUGCAGAAGAUGGCCCACCAGCAGGGCAUGGACCCGAGUAAACUACUGGGCAUGCUCAGCAGCGGCAGCUAAAUGCUAAAAGGACUCGCUCCUUUCCCAUCAGUCCGUUUGAUACCUCCAAGCCCUUCACCCACCUCAGCUUUGACCUCAGGCUGAGCCUUGCCUUUAGUCGGGGCUCUGUGCCAAAUUUCUAUGGGCUUCCAUCUCCAGAUCCCCUCAUUAAUGAUCCGUUUAAAAGUCCAGCGUAUGCAUUUCCAAUGCAAAUUGUCCUCACUGAGCAGCUUUGGAGACGGUGGAGAUGCCCAAAACAGAGAUUUGGAACGGAGCCCUUGUCAGAUCCACCUCAGUUAAACCAUGGGCUGCUGACUGUUCAAAACCUUCCCAACACAGUACGGGUUAAAGUACUGAGGAAAACCAUGCAAACCGGGACAAGGUACACCUGCAUCUCUGCUCUUAAUUUAUCUUUUGGUUAUUAAAGUAUCACGAAUGUAAUCCA
Rhinichthys klamathensis goyatoka is the source of this 2125-nucleotide messenger RNA. It is a transcript of the gene notum1a, whose product is annotated as notum, palmitoleoyl-protein carboxylesterase a. NCBI's taxonomy places the organism in Eukaryota, Metazoa, Chordata, Actinopteri, Cypriniformes, Leuciscidae. The coding region runs from base 184 to 1701 and encodes 505 amino acids. The record is from RefSeq and is a predicted model, not a curated record. Gene Ontology annotation, molecular function: hydrolase activity. The transcript is spliced from 11 exons.